AUGCCGAUUCUGAGUGAGGAGGACCUCGAGCGCUUCCGCACCAAGGUUUGCUCCAUGGCUGCGUCGAUGCGGUGCGACUUCGGAGUGGAGCGCUGCAACUACUCGCACAACGUGUACUGGGCGCGUAGGUGCCCUUUCUACCUGCGAGACUCGACGAUCCUGCGCUACAUCCCUGCGAUAUGCCCGGAUGUCGAGCUUGGCCCUGGUACGUCGAUCCUGAAGAAUACCUGCCCACGGGGGAACAACUGCGCCUUCGCACAUUCGCUGGAGGAGAUGCACUACCACCCGCUGGUGUACAAAACCGAGAUUUGCGACGCCUACAGGGAGGGAAACUGCAGGACGUACUACUGCCACAAGGUGCACGGGCUUGCUGAGUACCGCAUCCCUCGUGAAUACGUGCUUCCUCGUAAGCGCGGGCUGCACAUCCCGGAGUUCAAGCAUGUGACCAUCGUGGACAACGUUCGCGGAUUCCAAAGCGGCGUCAGCAGCUGUGGGCACAUGAAGGACAAGCAGCGACUCGCGCGCAUACAUGAUGGCCACAGGGGCGCCCUCUACGGAGCAUUCUCUCAGCUGAAUCAGCACAGCAUCCUUACCAACAGUCCCAGCUCAGUGUCGCCGAGUUUCCCACCGCAUUCGGAAGUGUUGGAGCCAAUCAACCAGCUGUCGAGAUGGCAAAGCUACAAUCCUCGCAGCACUUCGUGCCUCGAGAAGACCCACUCCUUCGGCCAAUCUUCGCUGAGCCCGCGUUCUCCUACGUGUUCGCAGGAGCGUAACGCGCUGCUACUGGACCGCUUCUGCAGGUCCAACGAGGAGCUGCUGAGCUCGUUCCCAAUCGACCAAACUGCCUCCGAAAGCUGCGAAAAGGUUAAAAACAUGCGGUGGAGUGAGGAUAGAUUAGAUCAAACAACUUCCACCGACGGUAACCUUAGGACCCAAUCGUCCGCGUUCCCGAUGUUAUUCCCGGACGAGCUGUCGAGCGUGAACACGCAAAACCCAAGUUUCGGCGUUGAUGGCAUCACCACGAAAUCUGAAGCCUUCUCGAACCCUUUACGGCCUACCUCGAAUAAGGAUAAAUCCUCUGACGCCAUUGGUCGCACUUCGCUACCGUGGUAUGAUCGUAUGCCGUGCGGCGAAUCCAACUCCACGUCAAAGAAACCCUUGGCUGCCAGCACCAUCAAGAGCCUCAACACGAUGUUACAGCGCUCUCUUCGGAUGGAUGAAGCGCGUGACGCCGCCGCCAAGACUGGCGGUAACCCGCUGCAGCGCGAGUCGGCGCAGCCGUCGAGAGCAGAGCGCCCCGGUGGGCCGAACGUGGAGCGAAAUGCGGGCGGCUGGAAGGAUGCCUCUUCAGUGCUCCAUGCGUUAUCACUGCAGUGUAUGAGCGAGGAGGAGGAUCCGGUCAAGGGCGCCGAGCCGAAGGAGGUGAAUUCCAGCUUGCUGGACUACGUGUACCGCACGGUGGCGCAGCAGUGUCAGCUGAUCGCCGGCAAGUGCGUGCAGAAGGCGGACAACCAGGCCAACAUGAACGAAAUAUGCAAGGACACGUACAACCUCUGGCAGCUACUGACGAGCAUCCGCGGGAUGCUGUACGACGGCGCCCCCGUUGUGCCGAGCACUCCCGCCGAGGAGACGUGCAAGAGCGAGGCUGAGGAGGAAGCCAACCAGUGGAGCGCCGUCAGCGGUUUCUAUUGCGAGCUCGUCGACUCCGAAGAGGACAGCUCCUCAUCUGCCACGUCCAGCGAAAGCGACGAGACGGAGUAG
Molecule: messenger RNA, 1761 nt
Organism: Babesia bigemina
Lineage: Eukaryota; Apicomplexa; Aconoidasida; Piroplasmida; Babesiidae
Product: Zinc finger C-x8-C-x5-C-x3-H type domain containing protein, putative
Exons: 1
Coding region: 1-1761 (586 amino acids)
Molecular function (GO): metal ion binding
Source: RefSeq, a predicted model, not a curated record